Plasmodium inui San Antonio 1 is the source of this 1662-nucleotide messenger RNA. RefSeq names its product seryl-tRNA synthetase. Gene Ontology annotation, molecular function: serine-tRNA ligase activity; ATP binding. The transcript has a single exon. Gene Ontology annotation, biological process: seryl-tRNA aminoacylation. Bases 1 to 1662 code for a protein of 553 amino acids. Lineage: Eukaryota; Apicomplexa; Aconoidasida; Haemosporida; Plasmodiidae. The record is from RefSeq and is a predicted model, not a curated record.
AUGCAUAUGAAAGCCCCCUCCCUACUCUGCAUACUGCUAUGCGUUCAAUGGGCACUUGGAAGGCGGAACAAACAUGGCAUAGAGUUCUACAUCAACCCAUGGCACGGGGACCCCCAAGGGAGGGACCUGCGUGCGGUUAGAAGACACCCCCCCCUAGCGUGCAAGAACAAAUCCAGUGGUGACAAAUGGAGCCAAGUCGAACAUAACGAAUGUGGCUUGAGUCUUAACAUUUUAAAAGUAAAUGAAAACAAAGUAAUCGAAAAUUUAAAAAAAAGGGGAAUGGAAAAAAAUAUUAACCAUGUUCAAAUGUUAAAAAAUUUAAUAGAGGAAAAAAAUAAACUGGAAAUGUUAAGAAAUAAUCUCCGAAAUAUGAGAAAAGUUUUAUCCGAUCUAGUAAAAAAUUUAAUGUUUGCUCAAAAUGCCACUAUUAAAAGCGCACCCCAGGGUGGAAUCUCAGAGGAGACAUCUUGCAUGGAUAGCAACGAAGUAGAAAUAGAAACACGAAACCCACAAAAGGACACCCAUUUUAAAGAAUGCAAUAUCGAACGAGUGAAAAAAGAAAUAAACCAAAUAAACGAACAGAUUAACAUUAACGAAACGAAGAUAACCUAUUUGAGGUACAAAAUAGAGGAGCAUUUCAGUAGGCUUCCCAACCUUUUACUAUGCAAAGUACCUGAGGGAAAAUCAAACAACGGAAACAAAAUAGUCAAGAUGUACAAAAUAAAAAAUGUCGAAAUGGACAAAGGUAACACCUCCAUAGAAUCGCAUGAAGAAAUUUUAAAAAGAUUCGACAAUAAUCAACACAUUUUUACCAACAUAACGAACAAAAUUGGCUUUGGCUAUAACGUACUAGUAAAUAAUAUCGCCAAGUUGGAGAGGGCAUUAAUUCACUUCAUGAUUAAUACACAUGUAAAUAAAUUCCACUACACGUAUGUAAAAGCGCCAGUAAUAGUUGCCAGAUCGGCCUUAACCAACACAGGGCAACUACCAAAAUUUGAAAACGACUUAUUUCAAAUUAAUAACAAUUAUAAAAUUCUAAACGAAGAUGCUUUUCUAAUUCCUACUAGCGAAGUUUCUCUAUUAAACCUCUUUAGAAAUACCCACUUAGAUUCUGAAAAUUUACCCAUUAGGUUAGUGAGCCAUUCUUCAUGUUUUAGGAUAGAAAAGAACUUUACCUAUGGAAAAGCAUCGAAGGGAUUGCUACGUGAACACAUUUUCGAAAAAGUAGAAUUAGUUAACAUCACCGAUAGGAAAAGCUCUCAUGUGUUUUACAAAGAUUUAAUUAAACAUAGUGAAUAUAUUUUAAAGAAAUUGAAAAUUCCCUACAGAAUAGUUCUUCUGAAUUCCUUUGAAACUCCAUUUUCUGCAUCCAUAUGUUACGAUUUAGAAGCCUGGCUACCCAGUCAGCAACGAUUUGUUGAAGUUUCUUCCUGCUCCAAUUGCUUAGAUUUCCAAGCCAGGAAACUAAAUUUAAAAUAUAAAAAGAAGGACAGUACCUUUUUCUGCCAUACUAUUAAUGGGUCCGGUUUGGCCGUAGGACGUGUCUUGGCAAUCAUCCUCGAACAGUAUCAAAUAGGGGGGACCUCCCCAAAUGAAAAAAAGCAGCUCAUCAUACCGAAGCCUUUGCGGAAAUUUAUGAACGCGUCAUUGAUUAGUUUGUAG